CAAAGCCUAAAGUCAUUACAACAAGAAGGCGACACCACAAGAAGAAAGCCCAAAACGACAACCUUUUUUUUUUCGUUCUCUAUAUGGAAGCUGUCGGCCGGAAUAUGGCGAACCAGUUUGCAAACUUGAAGGAGACUGAGCUCUGCCUCGGCUUACCCGGCGCCGGAGAUCUCACCCUUAAAGCUUUCGGCAAGAGGGGUUUCUCUGAAACUGUUGAUCUGAAGCUUAACAUUCAGAGCAAGGUUGGCGGUGGAGUCGAUGUCAACGAGAAUAUUAAGAAUAUUCCAGCGAACGUUGGCGGUCAGAAGAGCCUCGGCUCCAAGGAUCCGGCUAAGCCUCCUGUCAAGGCACAGGCUGUGGGUUGGCCUCCGGUGCGAUCGUACCGGAAGAAUGCCAUGGCGCAGAAGAACACGAGCGGAGAAGGAACGAAGAAAGCGAGCGGUGGCAGUGCCGCUGCAUUCGUAAAGGUUUGCAUGGAUGGAGCUCCAUAUCUUCGCAAGGUGGACUUGAAAAUGUACCAAAGCUAUCAAGAACUUUCAGAUGCCUUGGCCAAGAUGUUCAGCUCAUUCGCAAUGGGUGAUUAUGGUACCGAAGGAACGAUCGACUUCAUGAAUGAAAGAAAGUUGAUGGAUCUUCUCAAUAGCUCUGAGUUUGUUCCAACUUAUGAAGAUAAAGAUGGUGAUUGGAUGCUUGUUGGUGAUGUUCCAUGGGAGAUGUUUGUAGAAUCAUGCAAGCGUUUGAGAAUCAUGAAAGGUUCGGAAGCUAUCGGACUAGCCCCAAGAGCCAUGGAGAAAUGCAAAAGCAGAAGCUAGAAGAGAAGGCAAUUGAGAAGUGUUUGUGAAGAGUGGUUCCAGCUUGGAAACAUGCACGUUGUUUUCUGUGUAUUUUUCACUCUUUAAUGUUUUUUUUUUUAAAUUUUAAUUAUUAGUAUAUANAAAAAAAAAAAAAAAAAAAAAAAAACCCCAAAAUAAUGUGCUGUUGGGGACAAUAUUUGUAAUGGAUGAGACAUGGAAAGCUGUAAACCUUCACCUACUGUCUGUCUGGUUGGUUUGUUUGUGAUGUUUAAUUAUUAUUACAACCAAUUAAUUUUCCCAAAAAUGGGUUUUUAUUUUUGCUUAAUAAUCACACCCAUUUCAUUGUUUGGUUGUCAAAUGGUAUUUUAUUCUAUGAAAUUGUAUUAUUUAGGGAAAAA
Molecule: messenger RNA, 1192 nt
Organism: Cucurbita maxima (winter squash)
Lineage: Eukaryota; Viridiplantae; Streptophyta; Magnoliopsida; Cucurbitales; Cucurbitaceae
Product: auxin-responsive protein IAA14-like
Exons: 5
Coding region: 84-812 (242 amino acids)
Biological process (GO): regulation of DNA-templated transcription
Cellular component (GO): nucleus
Molecular function (GO): protein binding
Source: RefSeq, a predicted model, not a curated record